Messenger RNA from Ichthyophthirius multifiliis, 389 nucleotides. RefSeq lists its product as hypothetical. The annotation marks the transcript as partial. The record is from RefSeq and is a predicted model, not a curated record. The transcript is spliced from 2 exons. NCBI's taxonomy places the organism in Eukaryota, Ciliophora, Oligohymenophorea, Hymenostomatida.
ACGAUAAAAAUGAUAAUUAUUAUAAUGGAUUUUCUCAUAAAAGUUUACCAAAAAGAAUCAAUAAAGACUAUAAUUUAAACAUAUAAGAUAUAAAAGGAACUUAAUCAAUAUUUAAACAUGUAUAAAAGAAUAAUAAGCCUGAAUUUAAUUUAAAUAAUAGAGACAUAUAAUAUUCAAUACCUCGUCCUUUAUUAUAAUAUUAAGAAUUUUCCAAUAGACCUAAUUUCGUUUUAGAAAAUAAAGAUAUUUAAGGCACUUAACCUAAUAUAGUAAAAUUUUAAUCAAAAAGAAAUUAUUGUAAUCCUUUAUAACCAGUUUAUUUUCUUUCAAAAGUACGUUAAUUGGAAGAAGAAAUUCCUAAAUUUAUAAAAGAUAAUAUGUAUAUAGGU